AGAAAAGCAGGAUUGUCAAGAUGGUCAAGGAGUACGUCUCUCUCUUGCCGAGUUCCUGGUCGUCCUAGGAAGGUGUGCACCUUCUUUGAGCAGGUGCACACCUUCCUCGAGCAGGUAUGCACCUUCCUCGUGGACGAGGUCCACCAGCGCUCACCUUUUCUCGACUGCUGACCUUUUCUUCUCUUUUCAAGUGCCCAGCUUCUCUUCUCAAGUGCCCAGCGUCUCUUCUCUACUGCUCGGCUGUUCUCGACUGCUCUUUCGACUGCUCUCUCGCCUGAACUUUCGCAUGUCCUCCUCCUCAUCAUGUACGGCUCAUGGAUGUUCUUCGCUGUGCUGAUCUUUCGCUCGAUAUCUGCCGACGUUCAGACUCCCCUUUUUCGUAUUCGGAUCUUUUCUGAUCUUCUCAACAUUGUCUCUCUGCUCCAGAUUCUGGGCUGCGUCUUCGAUGCUUCACUUAUGCCAAUCCUUUGCUCUGGCCGUCCUCCAACUAUCUCACAGAUCAAGGCAACGACCAGUAUCCAACGAGGCGACUUGUUAUGGCGCAACAGAUGGGGCGUUUACAUCGUUGUCCUCGAAAAACAUGGCUUCAGACCGAUUCUCUAUGUUGGUUCUUCCAUGAAUGUCCAGGACGGUAUUUACGGGAGAUCUUGCGACUACCGUUCUAGCAACAACCGCAAUUUACCUAGAUAUGUACUGCGUGCUAUCAAAAAAGGCUACAAAAUCACAAACUUUUCAGUACCUUUUUUCUUCACUAAGCCAACAAACCCAGUGUUGCUAGGGUUCGCUCAGACACUCGUGCUCGCGGUUGAACACACCCUCACCUUCCGACUCUGGACUAUGAUUGGAACCUGGAAUAACUGCAAAGGCCUCGCAUUGUGGAAGAAAGAAGAUCAAGAAUACGAUGGCGCCAACUCACAUAGCUGCAUGCACGAGAGUCGGAGUUUGGAAGAAAUAAAGCCAGAAGAAAUUGCUGAACUACUCGAAGAGCGAGCGAAAAGGAAUAAAGCAAAGCACGACAUCUACAGAGCAACUCACAAGAAACAGAUUAGAGCGACACAGAAGAUUUGGGACGAGGAAAAUAAAGAGCAUAGGAAGGAAGGGAAGCGGCAAUGGAAUGAAGAAAAUAAAGAGCACAUUAAUGAAUACGCGAGGAAAAGAGCGAAGACAGCCAAGGAAACUGCACAGUUCCCUUGCAACGACUGUGGUCUGAACUUUGCCAACAAGAAGGAAUUAAAGAGGCACAAAGAUUCGGAAAUUGCGUGUAAACCAAAGAGAGAUGCGGCUAGAAGUGCUAGGCUGACAUGUGGUGGUUGUCAGAGGGAGUUUGCGCAAAUGGCAAAUUUGGAAAGGCAUAUCGCACAGGGAACUUGUCGAACUGUGCAAGAGAUGUCCUGCCCAACAUGUGGGAGGGUCAUCAAGAGCAAAUCCAAUCUGGAAAGACAUAUGGCCACUCACAAGUGAGCCUUAAAGGACAUUUCAAUGCUUAUGUACAAUCCAGUGGCACAACCA
This is a messenger RNA of Alternaria alternata, 1509 nucleotides long. RefSeq lists its product as hypothetical. Bases 304 to 1461 code for a protein of 385 amino acids. Lineage: Eukaryota; Fungi; Ascomycota; Dothideomycetes; Pleosporales; Pleosporaceae. The record is from RefSeq and is a predicted model, not a curated record. Gene Ontology annotation, biological process: regulation of DNA-templated transcription. The transcript has 3 exons. Gene Ontology annotation, molecular function: RNA polymerase II cis-regulatory region sequence-specific DNA binding; DNA-binding transcription factor activity, RNA polymerase II-specific.